AUGGGUAGGAGUUUCUAUGAGGUGCUAGGAGUCCCUCAUACGGCAGCCCCGGACGCCAUCAAGCGGGCAUACCGUAAGCAAGCCCUGCGCUGGCACCCCGACAAAAACCGUGACAAUCGCCAGGAGGCAGAGGCUCGGUUCAAAGAGAUUUCAGAGGCAUAUCGUAUACUAUCGGAUCCAGAGAAACGCGCCGUGUACGACCGCUUUGGAGAAGAGGGUAUCAGGAUGGUCGGGCCAGAUGGAAGCGUGGCAGCGUCAGGGCAGCCGCGGGUUGUCUUUUCUGGCAUGCCGUUUGCCAAUCUAGAUGAAGCCUUCAAGCUGUUUGAGCAAGUCUUUGGAAGCAUGGAUCCGUUUGCCUCUGAAUUUGAUAUGGGGAUGACUGACUUUGGCACGUUUCCGUCCAUGAACGAGACCAAGUGGCGGCCAAGGCCUCAGAAAAAGCGUAAGGAUCCGGAUGUUUUCGUUGAUCUGGAACUAACCCUUGAAGAACUAUACUUCGGGGCCACGAAGCUUCGCAAAGUUACUAGGCGCGUAAUGAUGGCAGAUGGGUCGUCAGAGUCCAAGGUGGAGAUGCUUGAGAUAAUCGUCAAACAGGGCUGGUCGGAGGGCACACAAAUCCGGUUUAAGGAGCUAGGAGAUGAAGCACCAAACAUCACACCUUCGGAUCUCGUUUUUGUUGUCAAGGAGCUCCCCCAUCCUAACUUCCUAAGAGAAGGAGACAAUCUUGUUGUGACGUGUAACGUUCCCCUCAGAAACGCCCUCUGUGGCUAUCAAACAGAGCUCAAAACCCUUGACAAUCGUACGCUGCACAUAGUUGUAUCAGAGGUCAUCAUCCCCGGCAACGUGAAGACAAUCCACGGCGAGGGAAUGCCUCUGAGUGCAGACCCGCGACAACGUGGUCUUCUCCUCAUCAAGUUCAAUGUGCAAUUCCCAUCACACAUCCCGGAGGUCAACAAGGCCGCUCUCAUGGAGCUGCUGCCGCCAAAUUAA
Giardia duodenalis is the source of this 990-nucleotide messenger RNA. RefSeq names its product Chaperone protein DnaJ subfamily B. The coding region runs from base 1 to 990 and encodes 329 amino acids. The transcript has a single exon. Gene Ontology annotation, cellular component: cytosol. The record is from RefSeq and is a predicted model, not a curated record. NCBI's taxonomy places the organism in Eukaryota, Fornicata, Diplomonadida, Hexamitidae. Gene Ontology annotation, molecular function: protein-folding chaperone binding.